GGCAGAUGGGGCAUUUAUGGGACCCCAGUGUGCGUUUCUUUGACUUUAUUGUCAUAUAUUUCGUUGUUGCUGUGGUGACCGUUGGCUGUAGAAGUGUCAGGGAAUGCUACGGUUCUUCAUUAGAACAGCCGUUAUUAUUACUGGAACGUUGUCGCGAGCAGCCAGCCGUUGAGACCUCCGCUACUACAAGGUUAGCUCACUACAACUCGACUGCUGCUAUGUUGAGGAUUUAAUGGGACAAAAACGCCUGGAUAUGGAUUCAGCAGAGCUAUAUAGAGUAACAUUUGCGAAACCUGACGACUCUUAAACUUGUGCUGUCAUUUUGCGGAGGGCCUAUCAGCAGGACACCACUGCUUCUGUGAAGCCCUCGUGAUUGGAUGAAGAGAGUACCACUGACUACCAGUAUGGACGCGCUACAUCCUGGAGUUUCCCAUAAUCCUUAGUUCUCUGAUCUGCAGCUGAGUCUACUGAACCCUGAACCGUGACCAGCACCGGUCUAUGACUGACCUCCUGUCAGGUGAUCUGUCUUGUGCCACGAUGAUGUCAGUAGAUGUGACCAAUCGUAAUGGCCCUGCUGCCACGCCUCCCACCUCACUCAGCCUUCGCUCCUCACACAACCAGCUGCUGAGCAGUGAUGUCAUCAAACAAGGCUCCGCCACGCCGCCCAAGUGUCGCAAAAAAUAUGCACUUACCAGUAUCCAGGCUGCCAUGGGCCUUGGAGAAGCAGCGCCAUCUUCAUCAUCACCGUCAUCCCCAUCACAGUCUUUAACCCCCAACAAUCCCAAACUAGCCAAGAACGGAGUGAAUCAGCUUCGUAAAGCUGGUCAGGAUUACAACAAAAACACAACUGGCCCUGACUCGACGGACCUGGAGUCUGAAACUACAGCAGAUGAUCUCAAUGUCAACACAGCUGAGGAGGAUGACAGUCACACUCUCACCAAUAAUGACCGAGAGGAUGAUGUCAUCGCACUAGACGUUGAUCUGCACACAGACACUAACACUGACGCUGAGCCAGAGCAGAAAACUGAAUCAGACAUAGACUGUAACAUUAACUCGACUGUGGAGCUCAAACUGAACGGCAACACAACAGAUUUAGCCUUUGACAUGAACAUUGAGACAGAGGAGAGCGAUGACAUCAGCAUUCUGUCUGAGAAGGAAAUGAUGUCAAAGAUGAAGAUUGAGGAAGAUGGAGAUGAGGUGGAAGUGGAGGAGCAGGAAGAUGAGGAGAAGAAGCCUUUACUGAUGAUAAAAAGUGAGUCUCCUGUGAAGAACCACAAAGUUUCUUCAGGCCUGGAGCUCAUCUCUGACCUCCACGGCAACCUCAAGCUCCUCAAAUCAGGCAAGGACUCUCCGGUGCCUCCUCCUCCCUCCCCACCUAAACAAGCCAGCCCAGAGGACACUCCCCUGCUCUCUGUGGCCUCCUGCUCCUCCUCUUCCUCCUCCUCUCCAGAGACCAAGAAGGACAGAAGGACUGGGGCAAAGACAGACUGUGCUUUGAACCGCAUCCAAAACCUGAACCCAAGUGAUGAAGAGUUGAGUUGGACCACAUUGUCCCAGGAGAGCAACUCCCCAGAGGAGACAGAUAUCUGGAGUGAGCAGUCAUUCCAGACUGACCCUGACCUGCCUCCAGGAUGGAAGAAGAUCACAGACAUGGCCGGUAUCUACUACUGGCACAUUCCUACAGGCACAACCCAGUGGGAGAGGCCUGCCACCCACCCAGCACCCCCUGGACAGACGGAGUCCCAGGCCCUGGGCGACCACACAGCCUCCACACCCCGUAAACACUCUCUGGGCUCACUCAGCCCCUCACCCACUCCCGACCACGAGUCGUGCCAGGCAGAGGUCUUCUUCAGGGCGUCAACUCGUUCGGGCAGCACCACCUCUGACAGCUCAGUGGAGCCUCUCUCCACCCACGAGCCCACCCUCACCACAUGUGGAUUUGUCAACAGCUGCUAUUUUCCUCGUUCUACAUCUCUACAGGGGAUGUCUGAUCCAGAGGGUCGCUCUCAGCAUCUCGAUGAUGAGGACAAGAAACAGGUGUGGAGUGAUUUUGGCGGAAAGAUUGAUAGUGAAGUGUGGAAGGACCUGCAGGCAGCCACAGUGAACCCUGACCCCAGUCUGAAGGAGUUUGAGGGGGCUACGCUUCGUUAUGCAUCACUCAAGCUAAGGAACCGUCCAGCAGUGGAAGAAGAGGACUCCAGCAAUGUCAACAGUGACCCAGAAACAAAGUGUUUUGCAGUGCGCUCUCUGGGAUGGGUGGAAAUGGCUGAGGAGGACUUGGCUCCUGGAAAGAGCAGUGUUGCCGUUAACAACUGCAUUCGACAGCUGUCCUACUGCAAGAACGACAUCCGAGACACCGUAGGCAUCUGGGGAGAGGGGAAGGACAUGUACCUCGUGCUGGAGAAUAAUCUGUUGAACCUGGUUGACCCCAUGGACCGCAGUGUGCUUCACUCUCAGCCAAUCGCAAGUAUCCGAGUCUGGGGUGUUGGCCGGGACAAUGGCAGGGACUUUGCAUAUGUGGCGCGGGAUAAAAACACCAGGAUCCUGAAAUGUCAUGUGUUCCGCUGUGACACGCCAGCAAAAGCCAUUGCCACCAGCCUGCAUGAGAUCUGCUCCCGGAUAAUGACAGAGCGAAAGAAUGCCAAAGCGAUGGCAGGAGGCUCUCUCCAGGACAGGAUGCAGGCAGGACUAGAUCUCCCUUUACAAGAGUUCCCCACACCAAAGACAGAGCUGGUUCAGAAGUUUCAGGUGCUCUACCUUGGGAUGCUGCCUGUGGCCAGACCAAUAGGCAUGGACAUACUGAAUGGAGCCAUAGACAGUCUCAUGGGUUCUUCCAGCAGAGAUGACUGGACUCCAGUAGCCCUCAAUGUAGCAGAUGCUACUGUCACCAUCAGCAAAGACAAGGAGGAAGCGGAAGUGCUGGUGGAGUGUCGUGUUCGAUUCCUGUCUUUCAUGGGCGUUGGGCGGAACGUGCACACGUUUGCCUUUAUCAUGGACGCUGGCGGCCAUCGUUUUGACUGUCACGUCUUCUGGUGUGAUCCCAAUGCCGGGAAUGUGUCGGAGGCUGUGCAAGCAGCUUGCAUGCUGCGGUAUCAGAAGUGUUUGGUCGCCCGCCCCCCCUCCCAGAAGGCCUGUGGCUCGUCGCCACCCGGUGACUCGGUGUCCCGUCGGGUCUCAACCAGCGUUAAACGAGGCGUCCUGUCUCUCAUCGACACCCUCAAACAAAAGAGACCCGUCACCGAGCUGCCGCAGUAAACACUGCUACAGACUCCAUGGUAACUACUCACAUCGCUGCCAAAACCUGUCGCCACCAUAGAUCCCGGUAACCAUGGAAACACAGCAAACCCUAGUGUUGGGGGCAACCCUGCCACAAUUCCUUCGCUUGUCUGGACUAAAAUUGGAAUUUCACCAAGAAUUUAUCAGCUCUUGACCUGAAAUAUAAAUCAGUUUCCUGAGAUGAAUAAAAGACUUGAAUCCCACAUCAAGAAGGAACAACCACAGAGAAAGACCUGAGUGAUGAGUGUAAAAAGGUGAUUGUUGUAUAUAGAAGUAACUCUCAUCCCUCUCGGCACAGAAAAGGAGUGAGGAGAAGAGAGCAAAAACUGAAGAAGUAGGAAGUGCUCCUUCCAGCACAGCAUGUGUGAUGAGCGAGCUCAUUGCUGCCCAAACUGCUGAUCUCUCCAUGCUCUUAUUGUAUUUGUGUCUGUGCCUGUGCUGCCAGCAUGACCUUGCACACCUGGCCACACCCCCCCCCCCCGUCAUUCACCUGGUUGUCCUGUUAGUCUGUAGUGGCUUUCCCCCCCCUCUGUCCCUCUUUCUCAUUGUCCUCUGUAGACUGUCACUGUAGAAGGAAAGGAAUCACGAAAGCCAUCGCAUCUGAUUUUAAAAUGAGGAUGCAAUGAAUGAAAGAAGGAAGCUGCUACAGACUAAAGAGAUUAAAUGGACAGUCUACCCGCUCCAACCUGUUCAACUGAUCCUGCAUGAACUUUUUAUAUAAAAGUGAACCAUUCUAGACGAUAUCAAUACACUGCUGCUGCUUACAGAAGGGGUGAGGAAUCCGAAGCCACAUUGUUUUUCCUGUCGUCUUUAUUUCUUUGUUUCUCGUCAACUGUGCAAGAAUCAGCCUGGAGGGUCUAAACGAGCGGUGACCUUUCACCCGAAACAUCCCUCACAUACUUCCUGUUUACUUGUUGUUUUUACUCUCUUUCGUUAUCCCUCGGAAAACGACAGACGAUAGCCAUAAUGGAGGAAGAAACGCAGGGAUGGACAGAGUGUUAGCCCUCCGUCCUCUGCUCCCCUGCUCUCUGGUAAACAGCACCAGACUGCUGCUCCAAACACAGGAGACAUCAGCAUGCUGCUGCUGCUGCUGCUGCUGCUGCUCUUCGAUACACAUGCUGGAGGAAAUUUGACAGAUUAUUCCUUAAAUCCCGCCUCAGUAUCAGUCCGCAGAGACUUCAUGUCCACUAAUAAAAAGGGGGUUGGCAACAUAAGAAAGCCUACAGGAAUCCUACAAAGAAGAAGACUGGAGGAAUGUGUUUUUGUACCUGUUUUUUUAGACGGGUUUCAUCUCCAGCGUCGGCUGUUUUUUAGAGAGGAAAAGCCAACAGAGAGACAUGUUGCCUCACACUAACAGGACUUUCCUGGGCUGCUAUCAAUCUGUCUCCAGGGUUCUGUUCACUUGAAUGCGCCUUCUCUGAUCUUCAUCACUUACUUCCUUACUGUACAAUUGUUUUCAUCAGUGCCACUUGCUUUUGGUCUGAUUUCUUUUUCUGAAGAUUUUCUCUCACAAAUCUCAAUUCAACCCUGCUAGCUCCUUGUUAUCUCAUGUCUGACAAGCCUUGGAUGUAUGGUAAUAACUAAUGAAGUCUUGAAGUUUAUUGCAACUGAAAUCGUAAACACAUUUCCCCUCUGGCAGUUCUCUUGGCUGUAGAGCAGCAGAUUAGUACUGAACCUCUAUAAUUGACCGUUUGCUAAACCCCUCCGCUGGAAAGCGACUGCCUAAUCACAGUUUAGAAGCUUUAACAAGGCACGGCCAGCCGGUGAAGGUUCUGAAUUAUUCCUCAUUGUUGAAGCAGUGUGUGAGUAGCUAUAGGAAGACCAAUGAUGAAUGAAAAGUGUGGAGUGUUGUGUCUUUUUUAUUGCCUUUCCAGAACCAAUAACGAGCAAAAGAGUUGAUUGGACCUUACCAUAUCGUUGGCAAAGGCGCAAACAUUCUCCUUCUUGUGCAGCAUACUGAUGCCGAUUGUCCUUUUCCAUUUCGCCCUUUAUUUCAACAAAAAUAGCUGAAAAGUACAGUGGUCAACAUCUCCUCCAUUUCAUGACCUGUUUCGCAAUUGUAGCAGGGGAUAUAAGGUAGGAGCUUUCAGUGAAGGACCCGUCCUGCCAAGGAAGCAUUCUUGAUUUUGAAAAGUAUAUUAUUAUUUGUUGGUUUACAGGUUUCUUAAAAAAAAUAAUUUGCAUAAUAUCUCUCUAUUAUAGAUCCCACUGCAGUUAUGAACAAGACCUGCUCUGUGCUGACUUAUGAUUGGUCAGGGCUAUAUGUCCUUCUGGCUUAACGUGUUUGUGGCUUAACGCUAACAUUAAAAAAGUGUAUUGAGGUAUGUUUUCUCAACUACCUGGUUAGCUCAGGGUGGAAGUCACAGAGCUAUGGGUUAGACACCCCACCGUGGUAUUGGAAAAACUUGUCUUUUGCUCAAUUUAGUGUGGAUCAAUGGGAAAAUGGUAAUGGUUGUUGAUCAGUUGGUUGAUUAGCAAAAGUAACAUCUAACGAGUGGCUGUAACUUUAGGGUUAACUUAUCAUUAUGUGAGGUCUCAUGUAGGUUUAAUCGCAGUUAAUAAACAACUUCUUACAAACGCUACAGUUGCUUUUGCUAGCUUCUUCUAAAGGUGACAAGAGCAUCUAAUGCGGCGUCACAAGGCACAUCGCUUGCCAAUCAUAGUGUGAGAACAACUUUAGCAAACUGUUAUUAUCAACAAAACACAUAUCAUGUGUCAUAUUGCUUGUAACUAAUGCAUUACAAGUUGGAUUUGUACUGAACGUGUCAUAAUGACAAAUGCCAGUUCAUCUGCUUUGCAUAAAAUUGAAUUGGUUUAAGCUUGUAGACCAGACAGGACCAACAAAUGUGCUGGUUAAAAUGAGAAGCUGUUAAACCUUUAUUUAAAUCUAAGUGGUAAAUCUGCCACCUUUUUAAUUAAAAUCUUCAACAGGAAGUAAAGCUUGAGAACAUCUAAAGGGGGAUUUAACAAACGGUCAUGUUAUUACAUCUGUAGGUGCGUUUUGUUGUCUUCAUGAGUGUAAUUGAGAUUCUGAUGAGAAAAUUUCAGCUGCAUCACUUUCUUUUGUCACAAGGAUGUUGAAAUGUGAAUGAGAUGACGAAAUGUGUGUGUACAUAAUAUCAGUUUAAUGUUAACAUUUGGCAUUAAUCAUUGUUAUAAGCUAUCUUUUCAUUUUAAAUGUCUGUAGUUUUCUAUUAUUUUCUUGUAAUGAAAUGCCUUUUUUUGAGAACUCACCAAAUGGCCAAAGUGUAAAAUACUGAUAUACAUUGUUGUAGAUAAGAAAAAUACAAGAGCAAAUAAUGAAAUAAUGAGAGGCGAUUGGAAAUUUUCACAGUUGUCAAUUACGUUGAUACUGAAUUUAACUGAGCAAUUAUCUAUGCAUUCUUUAGAUCUGGAGAGAUGGAAAGUCGUCAAAAGCCUUGCAUGCCCUUGGACGGUUGAAAGAACGACUGUAUGUACUGAACAGAAAUAUUUUUUAUUUUAUUUAUUCUAUUUUAUAAAGGUAUAUACUGAUUUUAUUAGUUGGGGCAAGUAAAGUCUCUUGACUCGGUGUCAUUGUCUCAGUCCCUGGUUAAACUCACAAUGCUACAAGCUCCGCUUUGCAGAAAAAUGGCAGAUAAAGGAAUAUAUCUUCACCUUGUACAGUGCACUGAGAGCUGGGAGUCCACUGCUGGUCUGAACAGUUUAACAGGAGCGGAGAGGAAGAGGAGGAGGAGGAAGAUGAAGAUGGUAACAGCAGUGAGCUCCCAUCGUCUCUGUCAAGCUCACACACAUAAACAACAACAAACACACACCUUUCCCACAGAUGGAUGUGUUGGCUUCCGUUUGCUGCUCACUGAUUUGUACACUUUAUCAAUGUAAUCAAUUGUGAGAAUAAACAGCAUUAUAAAACAGAA
Messenger RNA from Centropristis striata (black sea bass), 7172 nucleotides. It is a transcript of the gene apbb2b, whose product is annotated as amyloid beta (A4) precursor protein-binding, family B, member 2b. Gene Ontology annotation, molecular function: transcription factor binding; amyloid-beta binding. The transcript has 18 exons. The coding region runs from base 499 to 3255 and encodes 918 amino acids. The record is from RefSeq and is a predicted model, not a curated record. NCBI's taxonomy places the organism in Eukaryota, Metazoa, Chordata, Actinopteri, Perciformes, Serranidae. Gene Ontology annotation, cellular component: cytoplasm; nucleus. Gene Ontology annotation, biological process: regulation of DNA-templated transcription.